Rubroshorea leprosula is the source of this 1473-nucleotide messenger RNA. NCBI's taxonomy places the organism in Eukaryota, Viridiplantae, Streptophyta, Magnoliopsida, Malvales, Dipterocarpaceae. The record is from the annotation of a GenBank genome assembly.
CAUUACUUAUUUAAACCCUCCUCUCGUUUUUCCUUCUGUGCCAGAUACUCUCCUCUCCUCCUCUUCUUCCGGUACAUCUCCUUGUCUCCUCAGAUGAUACUUAGAGGCGGAGAGGAUUAGCAGAUUUCCGGCCAGGUUUCAGCAUGAAAAUCAAUAAUGGAAUGAUAUAACAAACGGAAGAGGAACAUUAACUGGGAACCCGCCUCUGAAGUCAAGUUUAUGCCAGUGUUGAUUAAGGUGUCUUGAGUUACAUUUGGAGCCCAGCAUCCACAUAAAUGGCUAUGUUUGUACAUUAUCAUAAGCUGUUUGCUAAGGUAAUUGGAGACUGCUGCAGUUUUCAAGAACAAGUUUGGGAUCAAGAUUAUGUCAAUCAAAUAAUUGGUAUUCACAAAAAUAUUAUCACCAUGUGGAGGAAACUAUACCCCAGCUUUGUGGCUCUUGUUGUUGUCUCGUAGUUUUGUUGAUGUGGCUGGCUUAGCUGGAGAUUGACAGUUUGAAUCAAGGGGAGAAAUAAAGCAAAGUUGCAGAUGCCGAUUUUGCAUAUCAUGGUAGCAUUGUUUUUGAAGCUUAGAAAUGGUCCAUAUACCAGAAGUUAGAUAAUAAGAUAAGCAUUUAAACCAAAACAAUACAUCAGCUAUAUAUUGAUGGUAAAUGGAAGAAUAUUGAGCAGGGUACUGGCAAAUACCUUGACUUCAGAGGUUGGGUUCCCCAGUUGAUGUUCCUCUUUCGUUUUGCUAUAUCGGUCAAUUAUUGAUUUCAUGCUGGCAAGAGAAGAUUUAAAUACUAUUAGACAAACUCAUUUAACCCCAGGAAUCACCGUACAAGAUAAUUUCUAUCUAGUCCAUAAAUCUGCGGCUGGAUAGAACAAAUGAAGUGCAAAACCUAAAAGUAAGUCUUUUAGUCUGUUUGACCUAACUAAAAUGUUGUAGGAAGUGAUGUUUUUAAAAUACAGUUUCUACUAUGAGCUAAAUGGGAAAAUCAUGAAUGGUCUACUUGCCCAAGCCUUUCCUUCAACCUCUAAAUCUGACCCCCUAGAAGCUGGGAUCUGCUUAAGAAAAAACCCAGAAAUAUGUUUUUAUACACAAGGAAAGCCUAUAUAACCUAGCUUCAACUUCUACAUAGAAGCCUCGUUAUAGAAACUAUCUUAUGAAGGUAUUUUGUCUUAAUCUAUCUUUUUGAUUUACAUAGAUUUUGUAAAUCAUUUAAAAAAUUCCUAGUUUAGGAAUUACUUCCAUUACUUAAUUAAAAAAACCAAUUACUUCCUUCAAUCCUGAAGCUACUUUUCCUUUCUAUGGGACUUGUAUCUGAGAUUUUGUGUAUUAAAUUAUGUUCUUAAUUAAUCACCUUUACCUUUGCCAGAAUGACAUAAUAGGUGUGUUUCCUUGUAAGCUAAACAUAUUUCCAUUGACCUCUUGCUUAAAAAAUUACAUCCAAGAAGUUCUUAACCUUGGGAAAGAAAGAGCUUAAACUUCA